Messenger RNA from Adineta ricciae, 2991 nucleotides. The record is from the annotation of a GenBank genome assembly. Lineage: Eukaryota; Metazoa; Rotifera; Eurotatoria; Adinetida; Adinetidae.
AUGUUACGAAAUAUUCAAAUUUAUCAAGAAAGUGAUAAUACCUUUGAUGCAAUUAUUCUCGAUCCGCAAAGAGAUCAAAUUCUCAUUGGAGCAAAAAAUUCGAUUCUUCGCCUUUCGAUCAACGAUUUUCAUUUAUUGGAAAAAUUCAAAUGGGAUUCGUCGAUGAACGAUGUUCAGACUUGUCGAAGUCAAAUACAAUCACAUAAUCAAUGUGAAAAUUACGUUCGCGUCUUAGCACUUCGAUCUCGUGAUCAAUUAUUAUUGACAUGUGGAACUAAUUCUUAUCGACCAAUUUGUGCUUGGCGUCGACCAGAUUCCUUAUCAACAGUAAUUCCUCAUGAUCAUUUUCUGUCUGGUGAUGGUAAAUCACCCUAUAACAGUCGAUUUCCAAGUGCAUACGAACUAAUCGAAACAGGUGAAUUGUAUUCAGCGACGAGUAAUGAACCAGUAUUUGGUGUUAAUGAUCCGUUGAUACAAAGAAGUUUUACUGAAGGAAAGCAAUUACGAACGCAACAACAUGAUUCAAAUUGGUUAAGAAAUCCAUAUUUCAUUCGAAUAUUAAAUAUUGGCUCGUACGUUUAUACAUUUUUUCGUGAAGUUGCUCUUGAACAUCUAUCGUGUGGAACAAGUGUAUAUUCGCGUGUUGCUCGCGUUUGUAAAUAUGACGAUGGAACAAUGAAAUUCAGCGAUACAUUCCGAUCAUUUUCCAAAUUACGUUUGUCAUGUUCGAAGAAGUUUGCCGAUGAAAUCACUUCGUUUGAUUAUAAUGAAUUACAAUCGAUAUUCUUCGACCGAUCAAGAAAUUUCAUCUACGGUGCAUUCAAUUUACCCAAAAGUGGCUUAGCUGGAUCAGCUAUUUGCGUCUAUACAGUUGAUCAGUUAGAACGUGUUUUUACAUCCGCAUAUUUGACACAGAAAACGAAUGAAUCAUAUUGGUUACCUUCGACGUUGAAACAAGAUUCUGAAAAGUGUGAACCGCAUCAGUCGAGUGAAAUUCCUUUACCAUCUGGUCCUGUUCUACGUUCAGGUGUUCUACAAUCGUCGUUCGAGGCACUACCAUUAGAAAACAUUCGUAUUGGACAAUUAUUAAUUGAUCGCAUUAAUGACAUAACAAUCUUCUUUGUUAUUACAUUAAAUGGAUUUGAAUUAAGAAAAUAUUCAUUAAUAAAUCAUGAAUUAUGUUUAUUAGAACAGAUACAAUUAAAACCAGCGACGAUUCCCGAUAAUCAAUGGAAAAUUAAUCAAGCAGAAUUCCUUUCCGAAAGAAAGGAAAUUGUUCUUACGACAACUGUUUCUGUAUUGAAACUUUCCGUUGCGCGAUGUGAUCGCUUCAAUACAAGUAAUCUCUGCUUAGCCGCUAUGGAUCCUUACUGUACAUGGGAUAUCAAUCAACAGCAAUGUAUAUUAUAUACAAAAUCAUUGUCGACAUUUGCAUCUUCGUCUCGUACAUUGACAUGUCCUAUUCUUAAUACAACAAUUGAUGGCGGUUGGACAUCUUGGUCAUCAUUGUUUGUAUGUGAACAAGUAACAGGUGAAAAAUGUCAAUGUCGUACGAGAACAUGUACACAACCGAUGCCCCAAUUUGGUGGAAAGUCAUGUCAAGGUUCGAGUGUUGAAAUAACUCGAUGUGAAGUUCAUGGUGGAUGGUCGCCAUGGAGUGAGUGGAGUUUAUGUCCGAAGACAUGUGGGAAGACUUUUCGAACAAGAACACGAACGUGUACCAAUCCAGAGCCCAGAAAUAAUGGACGAUUAUGCAUUGGAUCCGAACGAGAGGAGGAAUCAUGUCCGGAAAUUAUGUGCUCAGGUGAAUCAACACGAUUAAGUUCUUGGAGUGAUUGGGAAACAUGCUCAAAAUCAUGUGGUGGUGGAAUACAAAAACGACGAAGAACUUGUGUACUAAAUGGAGACAAAUGUUCGGAAUGUUUGGAAGAAACACGAUCAUGCAACGAAUCGCCUUGUCCAACACAACAAGUAACACUAUGGAGUGAUUGGACACAAAUAGUAAAUCCAACGAGUGAAGGUGUUUACACUGAGAAACGUACGCGUUUUCUCUGUACAAUUGGCUCAUCAUUCGACAAAAAUUUACCAGAAAUCAGAUCAGAUUCAGUUGCUUAUCGUGUAUGCAGCACACAUGGAGAGAAGGAUUGUCAAGAAACAGAUUCGCUAGAUAAUCUUCGUUUCGAUAAUUGGUCUGCAUGGUCUAGUUGGAGUGAUUGUUAUCCAUCUUGUGGUGUACCUGGCGCUGUGGAAACUCGUCAUCGGACAUGUUUAGGCAAACGUUGUCUAGGCAAUGCUGUCGAAAAACGUGAAUGUGUCUCGUGUUCAUCAUCGUCAAACAACAAUUGGUCUUGUUGGACGGAUUGGUCCGAUUGCUCAUUAUGCACAUCAAUCCGAUUACGUUCGUUUCAAACUCGUACGCGUACCUGUUUGACAGGUUCGUGUCAAGGCGACUCACGCGAAGAACGUCUCUGUUCCAAAUGCCCAUCAUCGUCAUCUAAAUCGCUCUCUCUAAUCGAUUCAUUAAACGAAAAUCGUUUCACAUUGUUACAUUUAAUCUUAAUCAGUCUCAUUUCGUUCCUGUUAGCAUGUUUUAUUAUGCUUUGCAUAUUUGUACUAUGUCGUCGUCGAUGUCGCCAUCGACAUUAUCGACAUCGGCAAGCAUCGAAUACGUUUCUUCAUACGGAUGAACGAGACUACUUUCAAGCAUCUACAUCGAAUUCCUCGUCGAGUCCACAUACGACCCAAGAUUCGGAUACGUUCACAACAUUGUCAAAUACGAACAAUCAUACGAGUAAAUUUCGAAGUUUUGAUUCAUCUUCAUCAUCAACAAUGACAGGUGGUGUGAGUGCACUUCUUAAAGAAAUUCCAUCAAGAAAAUUGAAUAUGUAUAUUAAUCCUCGAGAAAUGCCGCCCCUACCUCCAGCUGCAACAUUGAAACGAACAUCGCUGAUGUCAUCGAUGAAGACAAACCUUGACGCCGAUGAUCUAUAG